Messenger RNA from Symbiodinium sp. CCMP2456, 2436 nucleotides. The record is from the annotation of a GenBank genome assembly. Lineage: Eukaryota; Dinophyceae; Suessiales; Symbiodiniaceae.
AUGCUCGCGAAGCUCUGUGGUGCUUCCUGGAAUCCGCCAACGCUGCAUGAUCCCUUCGACGCCACUUUAGCACGCCGGCGUGUGGCACGGGGCCUGAGACCGGAAGAUGUCCAAAGUGAAAGACACGUUCUGGCCUCGUCUUUCUUUGGGCACGCGCCAGGAAGUAAGUCCGUGCACUAUUCCGACAGUGUGGCGCCUGACCUUGCAUCAACGCGAGCUUGCCAUCCGGCUAGAAGAUCUCAAGCAUUGUCUUUUUUCGAGGAUGCAUACCAGGCAUCGUCGAACCAGCGUGUUCGAAACGACGAGAGCUUGCAGAGGGCAGAGGGACAGAAAAACGUGAAGUUGGAGGAUUCGAAUCCAGAAGACUCAAGGGUACCUGCCCCCGAGGAGGAUGCGGAGGAUCCCGCUGACGCUUACAAGACACAGGAGGAAAAAUUGCUGAAGCGGAUCCACGACGACGAAGAAGAGGUGGUCGAACUGGUGGUCGCCCAGAAGGCAGCCGCGCAACACGAAGCGCUAUCACUGCAGCAUGCGCGAGCCGCUGCCGCGAGAAGGGCGGCUGCCCAUGCUGGUGUUUCGCAAGAUUCGGUCGCUCAUGCUGGGCACCGGAAAGCACACCACUUGUCACACAACGAGCGGAUCUGCCGUAGGAGGAAAACUCCGUUGGAAUGUCAGGAUUUGAAGGCACAGUGUGGAUGGUUCGGUGACGAGGAUACAGGCAGAUGCCACCACAAGGCUCACGGGGAAUGGCCAAGCGGCACCGAUUUUCUGUUUCAGGUUGGAGAAGUUGCGCUACUAGAGUCAUUGGUGAUAGCGACGGCUGUUGUGUCACGGCUGCGUGGCAGGGAAUUCCUGCGACAGUAUGCAGAGAAUGCGAGCUAUAAUCUGCGAUCAUCCAUGUGGUAUUUUCCCACCGUGCUGAUGUAUGGCUUGGUGGGCCUAUACUACUACACGCGCACGAUGGGCUGGGAGGCUCCCCAGACCGCCUACUUCUUGGUGCAAAUCGUGUCCACGGUUGGCGACAACGACAUGACCCCCAUUCAGCCUGUCCCGAGACUAUUCACUUUAAUCCACAUUCUGCUGGGUCUCGUUCUCGUCGGAGGUGCAGUCGGAGAAGAACUCGACGAAAUCCUGCAGAGCCGAGUCAAUCGGAUGAGCACUGCUGUGGCACGAGGGGCAGAUUUUCAAGAUCUACUGCCGAUCUUGUGGCGUGUGGCAGCUGAGGCCCGCGAUGCUGCCGGCUCCAACGAUCAGCUUCAGAACAUCAUCGAAAGGCUUGAGAGUCUGCCUCAGCAUCCGCGGGAGUUCCGUCCGACUCCGAACCAGCUUCGCUGGCUGCGGGAGGUUCGUGGCGGGGAGGUGGUGCUAGCUGAGCUGACCGGCACCGGUGCGCUUAUCCCGUGGCCACAGCGAUCUGCACUGUGGACGGGAGCAGGCUGGCGGAUCAAGGCUCUUCUGCCUCUCCUCCGCUACGUUCUGGAGAAUCCCAGUGGGCCCAUGCCUACCUACGACCAGGAGGCUACCUUAGACAUUCUGGCAGCUCGGCAUGGAUUCGAUCAGCACUUCACGACCCUGAUCAUCAAAAGCUCCGUGGACAUCGGCACUGUCAUUCUCUCCGGGACGCUUUUCUUUGGCAUGGUCUCAAACUGGAUCCGCGGCAAGUCUGCCUUCACCUUGUUCGAUGGUUUAUUCUUCUCCGUUGCCAGUGCAUCUUCGGUGGGCUCGUCCGGAGAUGCAUUUACCGCAACGGCCAUCGAGAAGGCCGCCAGUUGUCUCCUCUUCAUCUGUGGGAGCUACAGCUUCAACCGCUUCACCAUGUUCAUGUCUGAGGUGAUGGCCUUCAAGGUGGAGAACUCACAAACCUUGCUGGCCGCACUGCCACCAGGCUUCAGCGAGAAACUGCACCGGCUACGGAAGGGUUCCGGAGGGCAGGCAGAUGCGGCCUUCGCCGUGGAGGUACCGCGGCCACCCCGACCUCCUGCGGAGGAGCGGGCUCCGCCCACCGAUCUGCCACCUGCGGCUAGCAGUGCCUCCCCGUCCAGGCCGGCAUCUGCUCCCCGGCCCAGCCCUGCAGCGACUCCCGGCGGGUCGGCGCCGGCGCCGGCAGCGCCGGUUGCGGUUCUCCAAAUGCCGGGCUGCCCGGCGCAGUUCCGGACGCAGAGCUUCUGCACUGCCCUCGCCCAGGAAGGCGGCCCCGAGAUUCUGAGAUUGUUCGGGAGGCUGGUGAACGAGAACGGCUAUCAGGAGGCCGAACGCCCCGACUUGGGCCCGCAUUUCGAGGUACAGGUGCGAGACCUGCGGUCUCGGUCGACUUUCGUCCUGCGCACGAACAAGUCGCAGCAACUUCCACCAGGUUGGUCGGAUCUUCCCCGCAUCAGCCUUCUGCCUCCAGAGCUCGCAGGUGCCCCGAGUUCUGAGACAAAGAAAGCGCAGUAA